AUGAUGUCCUAUCUGAAGCAACCUCCGUACGCGAUGAACGGACUGAGCCUUUCCAGCUCAGGAGUGGACCUGCUGCACCCCUCAGUGGGAUACCAAGGAAGUGUUGUUUCUUUAAUGUCAGCAGCUCCUCGCAAGCAGAGGCGGGAGAGGACCACCUUCACUCGGGCCCAGCUCGACGUGCUGGAGAACCUGUUCGCCAAGACUCGGUACCCGGACAUCUUCAUGAGGGAAGAGGUGGCCUUAAAGAUCAACCUGCCGGAAUCCAGAGUACAAGUUUGGUUCAAAAACCGACGAGCCAAGCAUCGUCAGCAGGCCCAGCAGACCCAGACUGGAGUCCAGAACAAGUCCGCCAGCAGACCGGUGAAGAAGAAAGCCUCUCCGGUCCGGGAGGCCAGCUCCGAGAGCGGCGCCAGCGGACAGUUCACGCCUCCCCCCAGCACCGCUCUCCCCGCCGUGAGCGGCAGCGCGGCGCCCGCCUCCAUCUGGAGCCCGGCCUCCAUCUCCCCCCUCUCCGACCCUCUGUCCACGUCCUCGUCCUCCUGCAUGCAGCGCUCCUACCCCAUGACCUACACCCAGGCGGCGGGCUACAACCAGGGCUACACCCCACCCUCCUCCUACUUCACCGGUCUGGACUGCGGCUCCUACAUCUCCCCGAUGCACCACCAGCUCUCCGGCUCCGCCAUGAGCCCCAUGGGCGGCGGCGGCGGGGUUUCCGGCCACCUGAGCCCGGUGUCGACGCUCUCCUCGUCGGCGUACGGAGCGGCAGGACUCGGCUUCACCGGCGCCGCGGACUGCCUGGACUAUAAGGACCAGACCUCCUCGUCGUGGAAGCUCAACUUCAACUCGGACUGUUUGGAUUAUAAAGACCAAGCAGCCUGGAAGUUCCAGGUGUUGUGAGGACACGAUGUUUUCGUGCAAAGGGAAGGCCUAACUUCUACCUCGGGUCAAGCGGUGAGAGGUCCUGGGACUCUGAGCCUGACUUCUCACCACCUUUGAUCACGGGCACGGAACAAAUCUGCUGACCAGGAAGCAAACGGGGGAUCGGGAGACU
This is a messenger RNA of Nematolebias whitei (Rio pearlfish), 1051 nucleotides long. RefSeq names its product homeobox protein OTX2. Lineage: Eukaryota; Metazoa; Chordata; Actinopteri; Cyprinodontiformes; Rivulidae. Gene Ontology annotation, cellular component: nucleus. The transcript is spliced from 3 exons. Gene Ontology annotation, molecular function: RNA polymerase II cis-regulatory region sequence-specific DNA binding; DNA-binding transcription factor activity, RNA polymerase II-specific. The record is from RefSeq and is a predicted model, not a curated record. Gene Ontology annotation, biological process: regulation of transcription by RNA polymerase II; multicellular organism development. The coding region runs from base 1 to 897 and encodes 298 amino acids.